AUGUAUGCGUAUUUUCGAGAAACUGACGAUUCAACGACAGUGAACUUCAGUGCAUAUGGAAAAUUCCUCAAAGGUUCGUUUUAUCUUCCGUUCUUAAUUUCAUCUUUUCAGUAACGUUUUUUUUUUACUGUACGACUAUUUAUCAUUUGUUGUUUUCUUAUUAUUCAGAAAUAUUGUUUAAGGGGCUGGAAAUCAACUUGUUACAAUCGGAGCUAAGUAUGUGCGCUUAUUCCGUACCAACCCGUACAUGCUGGUUGAACCAGAUGCCGACGAAGAUCAGUGGCGUCAGAAAACAAAACUGGAGUGCAUGUUCAGCAGCCGACUUUUGUCCAAAGUUCAGUCUUUCGCUGUUGCUCGAGUUCCUCGUGAGUUCUCGCUGAGCUUGCUAAAACUCACGAUUUUUUGAAGAGUGUGCUGACCAAGACGUCAUGUUGAUGGCCUUUGACCAUGCGAAGCUUUCGAUUGUUUCGGUGAGCAGCAAGGAAAGAAACCUUCAAACUAUUUCUCUGCACGCUUUCGAAAGCGAGUACCUUCGCGAAGGGUUUACCCAUUUCUUCCCAGAUCCGAUUGUGCGGGUCAGUUAGUUUUUUUUAAAAAACCUCUCUGCUCUCUAUCUCUCUCUCUCUCUUGGAAAAAAUGUUUUGAGCUCAUUUUCAGGUGGAUCCUUCUAACCGAUGCGCGGCAAUGCUUGUUUAUGGACGGCAUAUCGCAAUUUUGCCGUUUCACGAGAACGCAAAACGGAUUUCUAGUUAUAUCAUUCCGCUCAAACAAAUAGAUGCCAGGUUCCUUUCAACUUUUUUUUCUUUUUCAUUUUUUUUUUUCAAAUUUUUCAAGGCUGGAAAAUGUGAUAGAUAUGGUUUUUCUCGACGGAUACUACGAGCCAACACUUCUGUUUCUGUACGAGCCUUUGCAAACAACCGCUGGAAGGUUCUUUUUUCUUGGAGGAUUUUGGUUUUGAUACGCAUAGUCGGAAAGAGCGCUCUGAGGUUUCCUGAGAGUGUGAUUAAAAGAUGGAAAAGUAGUUCCUGGGCUUUUUUGCGCCAUGUCAUCUGCUCAUUUUCAAAUUUUUACACCUUUUUUAAGCCUCAAUAACCCUGGCUGCUUUUUUUUGAGGUUCGAGGUAGUUUUUUAAACGUAUUUGUGGGAAAAAUUUCUUAAAUUUUCAAGAAACUUUCAUAAAGAAGAGUUCUGAUAAAAACAUUUUUUUUUCGGUUGAGAAUCUGUCUUACAAGUUAUUUUAGGGCUUCGAUUCGGUUUGACACAAUGUGCAUGAUGGGAGUGUCCGUGAACAUCAACGACCGACAAUUCGCCGUCGUUUGGCAAACCGCCAAUCUUCCUAUGGAUUGUCAAACGUUUUCCAGACCGAUUUAUCGUUUUGAAGGCGUUUUCCAGGCUGCUCGCUGUCCCGAAGCCUCUCGGCGGCGCUGUUCUUUUCGGUUCCAACGAGUUCAUUUAUUUGAAUCAGGCCGUUCCUCCCUGCGGAAUCUCCCUCAACAGUUGCUACGACAACUUCACCAAGUUUCCUCUCAAGGCAAUUAUAUUUGUCAUUUUUGUUUUCUAGAAAAAUAUCAUUUAUAUACCUUAAUGCAAAUGUAGUUUUCAAGAACUUGGAUUAUUGAAAUUUCUCUCGAAAAGCUGUUUUUACCGAAUUAACUUUGAGGUGUUCGAGAAAAAACGAUUGAAAAGUUUCUUAUUUUCAAAAUGGAACAAGUUAUCUGGAAGCGUGAAAACCAUGCCCAUUAGGGUAUUUUUUCAACCUUCAAUAAUUAUCAGAUGGUUUGAUUCAGUUCACAAAAUUUUUUUCAAUAAGAGUGCACUUUUUUUUUCUUUCUUGCUUUUUUUUAAUUUUUAAAAGUAUUUUUUUUCUACCCUUCUGAGCGUCUGAAACUAGGAUACAAAGAGUUAGCCGUCCUCAGAUGAGCCUUGACAAAAAAUAAGGCCAAUUUCACGUUUUUCGCUGCAGGACAUGAAGGAUAUGGCGAUGACGUUGGACUGUGCCUGCAUGACGUGGAUGGAGGAUGGCAGAAUCGCCAUCGGAACCAGAGACGGCCAACUUUUGCUUCUGCGGCUCAUCUCCACGGGCGGAACCACCGUCAAGUCUCUCGAGCUCACCAAGGUUUUUGGUAAGCAUUUCAUUUUCUCUUUCAAACGGAGUUCAGAAGCUCAAGUUGAAUGUCAUAAUGCAAUUUGCUCUCAGAUUGUUCUAUUCCUUACACUCUUUGCGUUUGUGCGCCUGGCCAUUUGUUCGUUGGAUCGAGGCUUGGAGAUUCUCAACUGCUCGAGUACACCCUGGUGAAAAAGGCGAAAGGUCAGAUCAUAGCUAAAUCAUCAUUGUUGGAAAUUUUAUAUACUAAUUUUUCCAAGUUAAAAAUUCUAAACCUCAGAUGAGCUGGACGCAAAAAAACCGAAGCUCGACCGGAACGAAGACGAAAUCGCGAUAGACGAAGAUGAUUUUGAACUCUAUGGAAGUACCAUCGAAGAUCAACAAGUUUCUCUUCAUUUCUUUCUUUUUUUUUACUUCUUCUCUACAGAAUGACGAAGACGAAGCGAUUGUCGAAACUUUGGCUUUCAAGGAAUUAGAUCGCUUGAAAAAUAUUGGUUAUAAAACUUUUCGGAAAACCAAUAAAAAGGACGAUUGUUUGAAGGUCCCGUGAAGUCUAUGUGCUUCGGUCAGAGCCACGAUUUGAGUCCCGUUCUCAACCAGAAAAGUCGCCUCGAUCCCAUUUUCGACAUCGUAUGAUCCAAAUCGCAACAUUUCGAGAAAUGUGUUCAGAUAACUGCAAGUGGCCACGGAAAAGACGGUUCUCUGUGUCUUUUGCAACGGUCGGUUCGGCCAGAAAUCAUCACCAGCAGCUAGUUUUCGAUCUUCGACUCGCUAUGUCUAAUCUUUCUUAUUUCAGCUUAGAAAAUGCUCAGCAAAUGUGGGCCGUCGGCAGGAAAGAAGACGAAUCUCACAAGUGAGAACUUGGGUGUUUUUGGAAGGAGAUUGGAUUAUGACAGGUAUUUGAUCGUGACGCGGCUGAGGUCGACGUUGGUCCUCGAGUUGGGCGAAGAGAUGGUGGAGCUCGAGGAACCUCUCUUCGUUUCCGGGGAACCGACGGUCGCCGCCGGAGAACUCCUUCAGGGAAGUCUCGCCGUUCAGGUCGGUAAUUCAUGCAUUAUUAGAAAUUACUAAACAUCAAAGUUUCAUAAGAGAGAAUAAGCAUGCCUGACAAAUUUUUCAAAUUUCUACCGUUUUUACUGUCUUUGAGAAUAUGCUUUUUGGUUCAAUAAUCACGAAUUUUGGUUUAUUUAUUUUUUCAAUUUCUUUUUCUUUCGAAAAUAUUUUUUCAGGUGACAUCAAUGUGUAUCGCAUUAGUUGCUGACGGUCAACAACUACAAGAAGUUUUUUAGAUAAAUAUUUCCGAGAACUCAAUAUAAUGCUCAGGUUCACAUUGACUCCAAUUUCCCAGUCACGAUGGCUUCAAUCGUCGAUCCCUACGUUGCUGUUCUGACGCAGAACGGCCAGUUGCUCCUGUACCAGCUGGUUACAGCUCCUUAUGUUCAUUUAAAGGUAUUAAAGGAAAAAAGAGUCGGGGAAAAAGUUAUCUUCAUUUACAGGAAGUCGACCUGUCUUCGACUCCAUUUUCGAGUGCUCGCAACACGACGCUCACCUCCAUCUCGAUCUACAGCGACGCGACAGGUCUGAUGAUGUGCUCCACCUCGAAAUCUGUCGCUGAGGCUGAAGAGGAGCCAGAGAAUAAAGUAAAAAGUCUCAAAAAAGGAUGUUUGCACUUCUGAAAGCUUUCAGGAAGCAGACACGACGCUGUAUGGCGACGACGACGACUUUCUGCUCUAUGGAGAGCCGACGACGAGUUCGAAGACGUCGACCAACCAGAAGGACACCUCCCGGAAACGCAAGCGCCUCGGCCACAACGUCGUCUACUCGAGCAGGGGUGGCGAACAAUCCGACGCCAUCGACCCUACAAAAAGCUUCGGUCCGACAUUCACCUCGACCAUGAUCUCAUCAGAAUCCAUUUGCAGCAAACGUGACAUUUUGGUUGGUGCUUGUGCACGAAAAUGGACGUCUCGUCAUUCACUCACUUCCCGACAUGACCGUUGUUUAUCAGGUUGAUUCUCCGUUUGAUAUUUCAAUAUAUGACGAGGGAUUUCAGAUUAGGAAGUUCUUCAGUGUGCCAGAAGUGCUGAACGAUACGAGUGUCGAGGAGGAAGAGAGGGACCGGAGAGCAAAAGGUUCUUUUUAGACUACGAAAGAUUUGCCCUAGGAAGAAGCAGAAGUUGGAUUGUACCGAGAUUCAAGAAUUCUAAGGACCUUCAUUUGUCCAAUAGGGCUUCAAAAAAGAGGAAUUUCAUUACACUUUUGAGAACUGCAAAAAAAUAUUUUUGAAAAAAACACUUUUCUCGCUUUUCCAAAGGUUAUAUAUAAAUUGCACAAAUAAUUUUUUUGUUUGGGUCGGUUUUUGACUUCUGAAAGGAGCAAAAGUUUCUUCGAGAUUUAGCUCUCAGAGAUUUCUCAUUCUCUCUUGUAUAUUCUUACCUCUGAAAGAAAGAUUUUUUUCAAUUUAGUAAUCGCAGAAACUUUGCAGGUCAUCUGAAAUGUUCACAUGAAAAGAAAGGCUGAAAUAGAGGCUUUAUGGAAACUUUGCAACAUAUUCAUUUUCCUACUCAUUAACGAAAUUAUAGUUUAUUAAAAUUUUGUUGGUUGCAGCCGCACUCGCCGCGACGGCCCAUGCCGAACAGAUGACAGCGGAAAUAUCGCGACCCGAGGAACGCGUCACGGAGGCGCAGAUUGUCGGUGAGGACUCCAGGAUCCGCGCUCACUUCGGUCUUUCUUCUUUAAGGCAUGGGAAUCAAUCAAGGACACGCGAUUCUGAUGGCGAUCGUCGACGAGCAGGUCGUCAUGUACGAGAUGUUUGUCGUCGACAACCCCAUUCCUGGUUCGUUGGCCCGCUCCUCCGACCCUCCAACUCUUCUCAGAGCAUCUCUGCGUGUCGUUCCGCCGGCUCCACAGCACCGUCUUUUUGCGUUCUUCUCCUUACAUCGGGACCGAUGGUCGGCGGGCGACAGUAAGUCUUCUGACAGGGAAGUCAUCCAACAGUGAACUUUGCAACUGUCCAAAAUUUUGUUCUAACGCUCUGCAGGUCUGGAUCUAAUUCUUAUAGCGGCUAAUUAACAGAAUUUAGUUCUUGAAAUAUAAAUUUUCGAAGUUUUUCUUUAACACAAAGUUCGGCUUGAAAUCAUUGUUUUCAUUUUUUUUUUAAUCCAUAUAUAUUUAAUAAGAAUAUCCGUUACGAGGGAUCAUCUAGACCUUCAGAGAUUUUUGAAGCUAAUUUUCAGAAAAUUUGUAAUUUCAUACUGGAAUGGCUUUCCUUGUGAGGAAAAAAGUUAUUAUGGGAGCAAAGGUUAUGUGAAAAUUUUAUAUGAGGACUUCGGAAAAUGGACUUUCAUUUUCUAGAACACUACUGAGAAUAUGAUUUGAUCACUAAUAUCCAAUUUCAAUUCAUAUUUUUGAAACUAUGAUCUUCAGAUGUAUGUUUUUGAGUGAAAUAGCAACUGAUAAUUUUGAAUCGCUGAGAGAGUUUUCUUGUUCAAAUUCUAUUUUAUUUUUGAGACUUGGUUCUGGUUUCAGUCUGAGUAGAUAUUUUUAGCUUGAAAUCGGCAACUCUUCGGAGCGACCUUACUCUAUCAUCCAUCCCUUCGAAAGGCUUUCAUCUGUGGUAAACUAAUCUUCGCACUUUUUUUCAAUCCAAUUUCAAUUGCUCAGAAUAAUGGCGUGAUGAUCAUAGGACCUGUUCCUACUUUGGUUCUGUACAGCUCUUGGGGCGGGAUCCAGACCCACGAAUUUACUCUUGAUGGAACUAUCAAGUUGGCUUCUAUGGGAGAGACUGUUGACCUUUUUCUUCUAUUUUGCCAGGGCUUUCACUCCUUUCAACAACGAGAACGUCUUGCAUGGUUUCGUCUAUUUAACAGAAGCUGACUCUGAACUUCGGAUCGCUCGAUUAUCGGUGAGAUUUCGAUUCAAAAGCAGAUUUAUGAAUCUCUUUAAAAAGAAUUUUUUUUAAUUAUGCAUUACUUCUAUAUCCCAUGUCGUCCUCAUCUUUAUUAUUCGCUUAUUAGAUUAUUAGAUUUUUUUCAAGGAGAGAUAUAGAUUGGUAAACUGACUUGUUUUUUUUCUCUUCUUGAAUUUCGCUCACAGACAGAUCUGUGGCGUGAGGAAGAAAACCAUGAAAGUUAUAUUUGCAAUAUUUCUUCAUAAAACAAAAUAAUAUAGAGGCAUUCAAUGAAAAUAAAUUCAUCGGAUAAAAAAGUAUAUACAUGUAAUAAUUUCAGCCGGAUUUUGACUACGACAUGCCUUAUCCAAGCAGGAAAGUUCCGGUUGGAGCGACAGUUCAUCACGUCCGAUAUCUGAUGAACAGCGAAGUUUUAUUUCUUCAGCCCGCAACUUUUUCAGAUGUAAAGUUUGCAGGUUUACGCCGUCGUGACGUCAGUCGCCAAGCCGAGCAACAAAAUCUGGGUGGUGAUGAACGACGACAAGCAGGAAGAAACACACGAAAAAGACGACAAGUUCGUCUUGCCCUCCAUCGCCGACUACAAACUCAAUGUACUGGAAAUCCUUCCUGAUGGCUCAGAAUCUUUUUUUUCAGCUGUACUCGCCGCAGGACUGGGCCGCCGUCCCCAACACGGAGAUCGUCUUCGAAAAAAUGGAAGUCGUCACCGCGUGUGAAGACGUCGCGUUGAAGUUUGACUUCCUUCUCCUUUUUUUUUUGAUGGCAUUCUGAUGCGCAAUAUUUUAGACCUGGAGUUUUUUUUUUAAUUGAGAAAGAUAGUAUCUUCCCAAAAUUGUUACAACUUCUCCCAUUGGGAGUGAUUUAUAUUCAUGAUUUCGUUAGGAAGUUUUUUUUUUCAUUUUUUUUACGUAGCUUGUUAGGCUUUUUUUAAUAUUCGAUAUGAAUUAGGGUUUACAACUGAAAAAGUUGAACUGAACUUUUUCGAGUAUGUUUUCUGAGUUAAAUGUAAUUAGUUUUUCCAUGAACGCAAUACAUUUUUCAAACUUUCUCAUCCGGAAAGGUUUUUUUUUAGCUUUUUUCAUAUCUGAGUUUUAGGUCUGAGUCUACAAUGAGUGGAAUGGAGACUUUCCUGGCCCUCGGUACCGUCAACAACUACGGUGAGGAAGUGCUGGUCCGUGGAAGAAUCAUCCUUUGCGAAAUCAUCGACGUCGUUCCUGAGCCCGGCCAGCCGACUUCCAACCGCAAGAUCAAGGUUCCUCUCCUAGGAGUCUUACUGUAUGUUUCCGUGUCAAGACUCUCUACGACAAGGAACAAAAAGGGCCUGUCACAUCGUUGUGUGCCGUGAAUGGACUCUUGCUCAGCGGAAUGGGACAAAAAGUUUGCGUCGUUUAAAACAGGAACAAAAAAAAUUGUUUUCAAGGUGUUUAUUUGGAUGUAUAAAGACGGAGAUUUGCACGGACUUUCCUUCCUCGACAUGCACUACUACGUCCAUCAGAUGAUAUCGGUCAGGUCGAUUGUUCUGGCGUGCGACGUCGAGGACAGCAUGUCCCUCGUCCGUUUCCAGGUUCUUUCCGUAGUUCUUCACUCGAUGCUAGUCAUUUGUUCAGGAAGAGUUCAAAGCUUUGUCAGUCGCCUCGAGAGACGACAGGAAAUGUGCACAGCCGCCCAUGACCGCCCAAUACGUAGUCGAUGGAAGGUCAGACCUCAGAAUUCGAUAAAACUAGACUAUUCUCAUUUUCAAAAAAGAGAGAAAGGAGAUGCAAAUAGAAGAAAAAGGACUGCUGACUCAUACAAUGAAGGCCAUUUCACUAGGCUUAUUGAAAUUUCUGUAAACUGUGCGAAAAAUCCCUCAAUCUACUGGAUAAAAGUACUAAAAGUUUUGUGAAACUUUUCAGUAUGGGAGAUAUAUUUUCUCGAAACUUCUGGUGUUUCAGAGCUUCAAGUUGCGCUGAACUAGGUGUUAAUCAAAGAGAUUUGAGAUUAAUUUUCGGAAACUUCAAAACUUUCACAGAGUGUGUAAUCCGGGGAGUGAGUGAUCGAAAAUUUGUUAUUUCGAAAAAUUAUGUGAGAAAAAUUAUGUAAUGAGAUAAAAAGUUUCGCGAUUGAUUGUGCGCCGAUUCGGUCAUCACCCUCGGCGCAGCGCACAGCUCUGGUAAAAGCUGAAAAAUGUUUUUAAAAAAGGAACAAAAUUUCGUCUUUCUAGUCGCCUCGGGUUCGUGAUGUCGGAUGAAGCGGCCAACGUGUUCAUGUUCAACUACGCCCCAGAACAGACCGAGUCUAAUGGCGGCGAUCGCCUUGUCGUCCGUGCCGCCAUCAACAUCGGCACCAACAUCAACGCCUUCCUCCGGUGCAAAGGUCGAUACAGUAGGACAAGGCUACUGUAGCUGCAGACUUGCAGGCCGAACAUCACUUUCACCUGCCACAACAGUGGAAGAGCAGCAGGCUCUUAUGCAGCAACAAACCACCAUUUUCUCCUCUCUUGACGGCUCUUUCGGCUAUAUUCGGCCAAUCAGCGAGAAAUCUUUCCGGUCAGCUCUCGUUCACAGCGAGAAACCAAACGGGCCUCGAUUCAGGCGUCUUCACUUUCUGCAGACGUUCGUUCCUACGGUAACGGAACAAGGAGCUGGACUUCAUCCAAAGGUGACUGACCAACAAGGGCAAAGAGUCAAAGAGACUUCAGGGAGCUCGCGUGGCCAAGCCUCAACAGCCGAUCGUCAACGGCGCCAGUCACAGAAACAUCGUCGAUGGUGACGUCAUCGAACAGUAUCUCCACCUCUCCAAUUCCGACAAGCAAGACUUGGCUCGUCGACUCGGCGCUAGCAGGUCUUAUCUUGAUCAUUUUUUUGCCUGAAAAAGAGAUCUAUAUUCAUAUUUUUUUAAAAAAAAUUUGAAUUAAUCUUCAAAAAAAGUUCAACACACGCCGAAAAAUAGCGCUGCGAUUGAUUAAAGUUCAAUUAGGAUCCGAGCUUCUCAACGUAAUAAUUUCAAAAAGCUAGAAUUCUACAUAAUAAAUAACAACCUUACGCAAAAUCCAAUUUUUUUAAGGUAUCACAUCAUUGACGACAUUGUGCAGAUGCGUCGGAUGGCCUCUUACUUCUGA
This is a messenger RNA of Caenorhabditis auriculariae, 9108 nucleotides long. Lineage: Eukaryota; Metazoa; Nematoda; Chromadorea; Rhabditida; Rhabditidae. The record is from the annotation of a GenBank genome assembly.